Molecule: messenger RNA, 2457 nt
Organism: Periophthalmus magnuspinnatus
Lineage: Eukaryota; Metazoa; Chordata; Actinopteri; Gobiiformes; Gobiidae
Product: adhesion G protein-coupled receptor B1-like
Exons: 14
Coding region: 1-2457 (818 amino acids)
Biological process (GO): negative regulation of angiogenesis
Cellular component (GO): plasma membrane
Molecular function (GO): G protein-coupled receptor activity
Source: RefSeq, a predicted model, not a curated record
AUGACCGGCUUCGCCCUCGCCGUACCUGGCCUGCGUCUUCCGUCUCUUCUCUUCUAUCUCGUCCAUUUUUUACAGUCCAAAAACUAUGUCCACGCGUCUCCGUCGGGUCCAGAGUCGGACUCCUGCUCCACACUGGUCCAAAACCGCUUCUUCGGUUUCUUCAGAUCGUCCACGACCUUUCCCAGCGUGCCUUGCUCCUGGACGUUGCAGAAUCCCGACCCGAGACGCUACACGGUUUUCAUCAAAGUCACCAAACCGUCGGAGCCGUGCGUCCCGUCGCAGCUCCGCACUUUUCAGUACGACUCCUUUUUGGAAACGACUCGGACCUACUUGGGGAUGGAGAGUUUCGAUGAGGUUGUCAAACUGUGCGAUCGCUCCGCCCCCGUGGCGUUCCUGGAGGCGGGGAAACAGUUUUUACAAAUGCGAAAAGGAGCGAUCAGAGCGGGGUCAGUGGACGCAGACGGAGACGAGGAUUUUAAGACCGAAUAUUUAGUCGUGGGGAAGAGGAACCCGAGCAUGGCGGCGUGUCAGAUGUUGUGUCAGUGGCUGGAGGACUGUCUGGCCUCUAGCACCUCCAACAGGCCGUGUGGGAUAAUGCAGACGCCGUGUUUGUGCUGGGACCCGCCUCCUCAGCUCAACCCUGUGGACGGAUGUUUUCACAAUGGAGUUUAUCUGGAAAACUGUUUACCGAGCGCCAAGGAGAGCAAAAAGGACGCAGAGCUGACGGGGGGCUGGAGCGUGUGGGGCCAGUGGACGCAGUGCAGCAGUGAGUGCGGAGGAGGCGUCCAGACGAGGAAGAGGAGCUGCCAGUCUCCCCCUGAGGAGUCGUACCUGUGUGAGGGAGUCGUGGAGGAGGGACGGCCCUGCAACAACCAGGCCUGUGGCACCAGCAAGACCAGUAAGACCAGCAAAGGCCGUCACCUCUCUCGCAGCCAAUCGCUUCGCUCCGUGGACAACCGCAAGCGCGAAGAUGUAGACAAGGCCCGUCCCGGACAAGCCCAAAGUCAGCAGCCAGUGCACGGUGCUUGGGACGAGUGGUCGCCGUGGAGUCUGUGCUCGUCCACCUGUGGGCGGGGCUACAGGUCCCGAACGCGCACCUGUACCCCGCCGCAGUUUAACGGAGACCCGUGUGAAGGCCCCGAGAAGCAGACUAAGUUCUGCAACAUAGCCGUGUGUCCAGUGGACGGCGUGUGGAAUGACUGGUCCAGUUGGGGCUCGUGCUCGAUGACGUGCUCCAACGGGACGAUGCAGAGGACGCGGGAGUGUAACGGCCCGUCGUACGGCGGCACGGAGUGUAAGGGCGACUGGCUCGAGACGGUCGCAUGUUUCCUCGGGGAAUGUCCGGUGGACGGGAAGUGGCAGCCGUGGUCGUUGUGGUCCGGCUGCUCUAAAACCUGCGGCGGGGGCGGUCAGCAGAGGAGUCGUCUCUGCUUUGGGCCUUUCUUUGGAGGUCUGGCGUGUCCCGGAGACCGCGAGGAGGUGCGGCGCUGCAACGACAAGCGCUGUCCAGAGCCUCAUGAAAUCUGCGCCGAAGACAAUUUUAACAACGUGGUUUGGAAAAUGACGCCAGCGGGAGACACGGCGGCAGUGAGGUGUCCCCCCAACGCCGUCGGUCUGAUUCUACGGCGCUGCCUGCUGGACGAUGAGGGCAUUGCCUUCUGGGAGAAUCCGACUUAUAUGAAGUGUAUCUCCAACGACUAUCGCAGCAUCCAGACGUCUACGCGGGAGCACCUGUCGAAGGCGCAGAGGGGGCUUGUGGGAGAUGGAGUUUCCGAGGUGAUGACCAAACUCAAAGUGACCUCCAGCGACGGGACCAGUUACAGCGGAGACCUGCUCGCCACGAUCGACGUGCUGAAGAACAUGACCGAGAUCUUCAGGAGAGCGUACUACAGCCCGAGCGGCGCAGACAUGAGGAACUUCGUGCAGUCUGUGAGUAACCUGCUGAUGGAGGAGAACCGCGACAGAUGGGAAGAGGCACAAAUGCUGGGUCCAAACAUCCGAGAGCUGUUCCGUUUGCUGGAGGACUUUGUGGACGUGAUCGGUCUGAGGAUGAAGGACUUCCAGGACAUGUACGAGGUCACGGAGAACCUGGUGCUGAGCAUCCACAAACGUCCAGUGUCGGGUCACGCGGACGUCAGUUUCCCGAUGAAGGGCUGGAGGGGGAUGGUGGACUGGGCCCGAAACUCUGAGGACCGGGUCACUGUCCCCAAGAACAUCCUGGUCACUGGGAAACCUGACGCAGACGACUCCUCCACGUUUGUGACGGGAAUCGUUCUGUACAGGAACCUGGGCAGCAUCCUGGCUCUGCAGAGAAAUAACUCAGUCCUGAACUCAAAGAUUCUGUCUGUGGCCAUAAAACCGACUCCCGCCUCGUCUCUGUCGGCUCCUGUGGUCGUGGAAUUCUCCCACCUGUACAACGUGAGUCCUCCCCCCGAGACACUAGAGUCCUCCCCCUGA